Molecule: messenger RNA, 1779 nt
Organism: Acanthosepion pharaonis
Lineage: Eukaryota; Metazoa; Mollusca; Cephalopoda; Sepiida; Sepiidae
Source: the annotation of a GenBank genome assembly
AUGCAAGAAAAAGGUAAAAACAGAAGCAUUAUAAUAUGUGCAAGAUCUAUCUAUCUAUCUAUCUAUCUAUCUAUUUAUCUAUCUAUCUAUAUAUCUAUCUAUCUGUGGCUCACUCGUAAUUUCCUAUGUAUGUGUCUACGUGCGUACGCUACAUGCCGCGCACCCGUCGAAAUGAGCAGGAAGCACGUUCGAAUACAUCUACAGGUUAACAUCACUCGUACAUCGAACCCGGGCGCACAUGUACGUCAGUGCCUCAACCACCGCCACCGUGUAAAAGAGGCUGCCACGGCCGACGUCUCCGCCGCCUGCGCCAACAUCGUUGAUGCCAAGCAGUUUAUCGAGUCAGCAAUAUUCGAUGGCGCCCGAUAUUUGCAACAAAAGCCGAGGACGAAGAUGAAAGUGGAAAAGAAGGAGAAAAUAAGAGAAUUGGAAUUGCCACCAUCGCCUCUGGUUUUGUUGGCCGUCACUGUUUCUACCGAUGCUCUUUUUUUUUUAACAAGAUCACUUUCUUUACUUUUACCAUUUAUUAUUAUUAUUAUUAUUAUUAUUAUUAUUAUUAUUAUUACAUUUUUAACUAUUCUUUCGUUCGUGUUUUCUUCCUUUUCUUCCUUCUUUCAUUGUCUCUAUCUCUCUUUCUAUUUUUCUUUCUUUCUUUGUACAUGUUUGUUUAAUCUAUCUAUCUAUCUAUCUAUCUAUCUAUCUAUCUAUCUAUCUAUCUAUCUAUCUAUCAGUUGCUUUCUUUUUUAUACAUGUUUGUAUACUCAUCUCUCUCUCUCUCUCUCUCUCUCUAUGACAGUUCUUUUUUUUUUCUUUUUCCAGAUUUUUCUAUCUCUUUUCGUCUUUAAUCUCUCUUCAUGGCAUAUACCGAGUAAAGAUAUGUUUAUUUAUUUAAUUAUUUCUAUCUAUCUAUCUAUCUAUCUAUCUAUCUAUCUAUCUAUCUAUCUAUCUAUCUAUCUAUCUAUCUAUCUAUCUAUUCAAAACCUGACCCUAUCUAUCUAUCUAUCUAUCUAUCUAUCUAUCUAUCUAUCUAUCUAUCUAUCUAUUCAAAACCUGACCCUAUCUAUCUAUCUAUCUAUCUAUCUAUCUAUCUAUCUAUCUAUCUAUUCAAAACCUGACCCUAUCUAUCUAUCUAUCUAUCUAUCUAUCUAUCUAUCUAUCUAUCUAUCUAUCUAUCUAUCUAUCCCAGCAUAUCCUUCCGAUUUACUUUUCUCUCUCUCUCUCUUUCUUUCUUUCUUUCUUUCUUCCUUCCUUUCUUUAUUUCUUUCCUUCUUUCUUUCUUUUUUUCUUUCUUUCUCUCAUAGCAUCUACCCUUGCUACUACUUCUCUCUCUCUCUCUCUCUCUCUCUCUCUCUCUCUCUCUCUCUCUCUCUUUCACGCUACGUAGCGAUGUUUUGCCUAUCUACCUAUAUUAAAAUUAUACCUACGGCCAUUAUCUAUCUAUCUAUCUAUCUAUCUAUCUAUCUAUCUAUCUCAUUCUCUUUCUUUCUAUCUAUCCAUCUAAUUUGUUUCUCUCUUUCUCUCCCUCUCUCUGCCUCUUUUUGUCUCUGUCUACAUUUGCCUCUGUGUUUCUCUGUGUCUUUCGCUGUCUCUCUCUUACUCUGUUUCUUCUUCUCUCUGUUUCGCUCUUUCUCUCUGUCUAUUUCUCUCUCUCCCUCUCUCUCUCCCCCUCUUGGUGUUGUCGUCGCUACCAGCGCCAUCGUCGUCACAAACUUAACCAUUAUUAUUAUUGUUGCCUUUUACUCAUUGGGUUAUCGCAGAACAGGUAAGUGCAAGUUUUAA